Xiphophorus maculatus (southern platyfish) is the source of this 1123-nucleotide messenger RNA. RefSeq names its product gastrula zinc finger protein XlCGF8.2DB-like. The annotation marks the transcript as partial. The record is from RefSeq and is a predicted model, not a curated record. Gene Ontology annotation, molecular function: RNA polymerase II cis-regulatory region sequence-specific DNA binding; DNA-binding transcription factor activity. NCBI's taxonomy places the organism in Eukaryota, Metazoa, Chordata, Actinopteri, Cyprinodontiformes, Poeciliidae. Gene Ontology annotation, biological process: regulation of transcription by RNA polymerase II. The transcript has 3 exons.
CCUGUGCAGGUGAAACAAGAACAGGAAGAGCCAGAAGAUCAUCAGAUAAAAGUGGAAGAGAAAGAAGUUUACUGCACUGAGAACCAAAAUCAGGAAAGAAGAAAACCUUUCUCAUGUGGCAUCUGUAAAAAGUGUUUUGCUUUCAAAUCUGUUUUUGAUGCUCAUAUGAGAACUCAUACGGGUGAAAAGCCGUUUUCAUGUGUGAACUGUGGAAAAGGUUUUAGUCACAAACAGCAUUUAACUCGGCACAUGAUGAUUCACACUGGUGAAAAGCCGUUUUCAUGUGUGAACUGUGGAAAAGGUUUUAGUCACAAACAGCAUUUAACUCGGCACAUGAUGAUUCACACUGGUGAAAAGCCGUUUUCAUGUGUGAACUGUGGAAAAAGUUUUAGUCAAAAAGUUAAUUUAACUCAGCACAUGAUGAUUCACACUGGUGAAAAGCCGUUUUCAUGUGUGAAAUGUGGAAAAGGUUUUAGUCAAAAACAGGUUUUAAUUCAGCACAUGAUGAUUCACACUGGUGAAAAGCCGUUUUCAUGUGUGAAAUGUGGAAAAAGUUUUAGUCAAAAACAGGUUUUAACUCAGCACAUGAUAAUUCACACAGGUGAAAAGCCGUUUUCAUGUGUGAAAUGUGGAAAAAGUUUUAGUCACAAACAGCAUUUAACUCGGCACAUGAUGAUUCACACAGGUGAAAAGCCAUUUUCAUGUGUGAACUGUGGAAAAGGUUUUAGUCAAAAACAGCAUUUAACUCGGCACAUGAUGAUUCACACUGGUGAAAAGCCAUUUUUAUGUGUGAACUGUGGAAAAGGUUUUAGUCACAAACAUCAUUUAACUCGGCACAUGAUGAUUCACACUGGUGAAAAGCCGUUUUCAUGUGUGACCUGUGGAAAAAGUUUUCGUCACAAGGUGAGUUUAAUUCACCACUUGAGGCGUCACACAGGUGAAAAGCAGUAGAAGUAUUUUCCAUACAUGUUCUAUGUUGAGGUUCACUAUAGAACUGAUUUGGUUUAAAACUAGAAUGAAAGACUGGAGGGGUUUCAUGUCUAUAAAGCUGACAAUUUUUGUAUUUGUUAAAUGUGAUUAUUUGGAUACUUGGAGAUGUGCAACCAUGACACAUUUUCCUUCA